AUGUUUUCAAGAAACACGCUGUUUUCUCCAAUAAAGGAUGUCAUGAAGCAGGGGUCCUCGACAACACCGGCUCUUUCACCGGUCGUAACUCGAUCUUUAUACCGCAGCCUGUUCCGUGAGGUGUCCAGACUAGAUACCGAUCCUUUGGCAAAGAUUCUUUUCCCAUGCACGCCGGAUCUUCAGGAGUGGAUCGGCAUGUCACGAAUGCUAUAUGUCCCAAACAGUAAAACAUACAUAGAGGCGCUUCGAUACGUAUUUCGGGAUUCAAGCCGAGCCCCGAAUAUCAGUCUGGCUUUUAACACUCUAAACCGACUACGUGUCCACCACGAGAACGUGAAGAACAAACUACCGCUUAUCUUGAAGGACAGGAAAGUUGUGCUCGAAUCGCUUGCGCAAGAAGCCCCCAAACAAAAUAAAUUGUUUAGAGCUGAGGCGCUGAUAAAAAAGGAUGAAGUCGGCAGUGUGGCAUGUUAUGUUCCCGCACGGCCCAACGUUCCAGGGCGUGUCGUACUGCGGACGCAACCGGAUGUGGAGCUCAAAGAGGGCACCGUACUAGUAGCUCAUCCGUUGUCCUCAACUCACAUAGACCGACGCGUGUUGAUGAUCACAGAACGAACGCCGUUUAUUACCAGCGGUGUGGUGCUCGACCUACAGUACUGCUUUCCAAUAUCAAAAGGGAACCCAAUGUUCCCGGAAGUUUUCUGGGGGCAUGACGUAUACGAUGGCGGAUUUAAUCAGAUCGGAUUCACAAUGCCACCGACUGCACAAAUUGUGUUUUUACACACACUAGAGCCACCAAAGGAACCAUCAGAGGAAACCGCUUCAUCCCGUGGCGGUUGGCUUUCGUGGCGUCAGUCACCUGCACCUUCAGGGAAGCAUCUUACGUUGAAGCGGCAGCAUGAAGUGUUCUGUCGCCCCCUCAUUCAAGGCGGUGUCCUUGACAAUGGUGAAAAGGAACCUACUUUAUACAUCUCAAAGGCUGAGGCACUGCCCUACCUGGCAGAAAUCGCCACUGGGCAGCCGCGCACAGCCCUACGCAUUUACUGGGGUAAUAUGCGCUGGCCCACAGGGCAGGUUGAGGCAGAAGUCAGCAAUGGGCACUGGAUACCGGUAAAGGUAUCGCCGUCGUUCUUUCGUUCCUAUGAACUUUCGACAAACAAUGCACCACCGGAACGCCUUCCAAGUGUAGACGAGUUGCGAGAGGCAGCGCGCCUGCGAGAGAAACGCUAUGGUGUUAAUAUCACCAUCCCACAGGUGUUUCCUGCGGAACACGUUGUGCGGCAGCGAGAGCUUCUGUGGGACGAAAUAAUGUAUGCACUAGGCGAGGAGUAUAUGGCACUGGUUGGCAUAUUGAAUCCAUUUGUGAUGGGCACUGCAAGCCGAGGCUUUCCGCGGAUCGUGUCAUCGUUGCCGACGAGUUCAGCACGACAUUCGUCUGUGAGUACUCGUGAAGCUAUCGAACCCACGUUCGAUGAUGCAGACGAUGAGCUUAACCUAAUCCCCUUUGCGCCAGAAGAGGAAUCGAGUUUACACAGGAUGACUCACACAGAAGAUCCUAAAGUUUCAUUUAGCGAAAAAAAAAAGACUAAAGAGGAUUCUGACCCCUCCGAUGACGAUAAGGACAAGAGUAAAAAUUGA
Messenger RNA from Phytomonas sp. Hart1, 1638 nucleotides. The record is from the annotation of a GenBank genome assembly. NCBI's taxonomy places the organism in Eukaryota, Euglenozoa, Kinetoplastea, Trypanosomatida, Trypanosomatidae.